Messenger RNA from Megalobrama amblycephala (Wuchang bream), 2141 nucleotides. Its product is annotated as polymeric immunoglobulin receptor-like. Lineage: Eukaryota; Metazoa; Chordata; Actinopteri; Cypriniformes; Xenocyprididae. Gene Ontology annotation, cellular component: plasma membrane. Gene Ontology annotation, molecular function: transmembrane signaling receptor activity. The transcript has 6 exons. The coding region runs from base 409 to 1506 and encodes 365 amino acids. The record is from RefSeq and is a predicted model, not a curated record.
UCACACCUGAGGCUACACCUCCGACACCAGAACCAGCUGAUGAUGCCUCCAUCGCUGAUAUUGCCUUGACUGAAGAACUUUUCAAUACUUAUACUUUAUUUAAUGAUUUGUAUAGAAUGUUAGUAGAAUAUAUAUAAUGCUAGAAAUACUAAUGUAAUAAAUAAAUGAACUUAUAACUUUAUAACUAAACUCGGCCUCAUGUGGCAUUAAUUUAAGUCGUUGAGCCUGAACAGACCACGGAGAAGUCUUCUGUCUGAUUAGGAAGUGGGCGUCUCCGUCACAUUCAGCACUUCAUGUUAAACAUGUAACCAGGAAAGAAACACUCAAAACUCAUCUGAACACACAUCGAGAGCUUCAGAAGAACUGAAUCUACUGACAACAGAGAAGAUCAUUUAAUAAGAGAGAAGAAUGAAGAUCAUCUUGACUUUCACUCUGCUGAUGAUUCCUGGAGUCGUGAGCUCCAUCAGUGUGACGGGAUAUUCAGGAGGAGGAGUCACGAUCAAAUGCAAAUAUGAUGAAGGAUAUACAGCAAAUGAAAAGUUUUUUUGUAAAGGACAGUGGCCAGAGUGCAUAAACCAAAUCUGGACUGAUGAGAAAGAUAAAUGGGUUUAUGAUGGAAAUUUCUCUCUGUAUGACGACACAAGAUCAGCAGUCUUCACUGUGACCAUCAGAAAUCUGAGUGAAGAGGAUUCUGGGACGUACCGGUGUGGAGCUGAUAUAUAUGGAAGAUAUUUCUACUCUAAAGUGAAUCUGAAGGUUAUAAGAGAUCAACCAAUCAGGAGUGUGAGAGGAUAUUCAGGAGGAAACGUCAUUAUAAACUACAAAUAUGAGAUGAAACACAAGAACCAUGUGAAAUAUUUCUGUAAAACUGCAGCAGAUCAAUGUUUUACUGUAAUAAACACUAACAGAGCAGCAGGAUGGGAACAGGACAGACGAUUCUCCGUUCAGGAUGACAGAUCUGCAGGUCUCUUACGUGUGUUUAUCAGAGAUCUGAAUGAGAACGACUCUGGAGAAUAUCAGAUUACAGUCAAAGUUUCUGAAGAAUACAGUUUCUUCUCUGAGUUUAAUCUGAUCAUCAGAGACGAUGAUUGUUGUGUGAAGAGCAUCAGUCUAUCAGCUGCUGCAGGAGGAUCUGUGAACAUCAGCUGCAAAUACCCACAAUCCCACAUUAGUGAUGUGAAGUUUCUCUGCUGGAGAUCUGGAGCUGAUCUCUGUGCUGAAGAGACGUCUGUGAAGGAGAGCAGAAGAUGGAGUCCUGAGGGAAAGAUCCAGCUGUAUGAUAACAGAGAAGAGCAGCUCCUGACGGGAAGCAUCAGUCAUGUGACUGAACAAGAUUCAGAAUACUGGUGUGGAGUUCAGUCUGAUCAAGGACACAAGAGCUUCAUCACACGAGUCCUGAUCCAUGUUACAGAAACAUCAUCAUCAUCAUCAUCUUCUUCAUCAUCAUCAUCUUCAUCAUCAUCAUCAUCAGUUGAAUCUCAACAUCUGAGAAUGUGUAUAAAGUGAUUGAUUUAUCUGGUCAGACAGAUGUGCAGUAAACAGAGUUCAAGAUUAACAUUGAGCACCAAAUACUGUCUAAACAGAUGUUGCUGAAACAUUUUACAUUUUUUUUUUGCUUUUUUUUUUUUUUUUUUUUUUUUGCUUUUUGUUGUAUUAUUUUUAGUUUUUGCUUGCGGCAGUUGCUCACUUGUGGAUUUAAGACAGUAAUUUGUGAUUUUCUGUAAAGCUGUAAAUGACUGGUCACACAGAUUCCUCUGUAGUUAUUAGGGUCUGUUUUGUCUCCACUUUUGAAGAUGGGAGAGAUGAACCCUGUACUCCAGACCUCUGGAAAAACACCUGAACUCAGAAUCAAGUUAAAGACUUUGAGCAAUGCAUUCGGUUCAGGAGAGCUCUUUUUAAGCAUCUCGUUUUUUAUUUUGUCAGGGCCACAGGACUUAUUAUAUUUGAGGGACUUCAGUUUUCCACUAAAUUCUUGUUGGAUUAUUGGAUAGUGGAUUUUGGUUGUUUUUGAUGCAUGACUCAAGAACGUUCAGUUUCUCAAGGACUUUUAAAGGUGCCCUAGAUUCAAAAAUUGAAUUUACCUUGGCAUAGAUGAAUAACAAGAGUUCAGUACAUGGAAAUGACAUACAGUGAGUCUCAAA